Molecule: messenger RNA, 754 nt
Organism: Acaulospora morrowiae
Lineage: Eukaryota; Fungi; Glomeromycota; Glomeromycetes; Diversisporales; Acaulosporaceae
Source: the annotation of a GenBank genome assembly
UCAUCUUGUAUGGAUGUAUCAACAUGCUCUAGGUCAUCACAUCUACACAAACAUUGCUGGCGCCGACCCCGAUAUUCUUACUGGUGAACCGGAUAUUAGACGUAUUAAACCGUCUCAAAAAUGGUACUCAAGAUACGUGAAUCAGCAUGUAUUUGUGCCAAUAAUAUAUGGUUUACUAGCGAUCAAAGUUCGUCUCCAGGACAUAAACAUUGUGUACAUAAUUGGAUCAAACGACAAAAUAAGAAUCAAUCCUCUCACAAUGUGGCAAACUUGUGUUUUCUGGGGAGGAAAGGCAUUUUUUAUCUUUUAUCGUGUGAUUAUUCCGAUAACAUUUUUUCCCUUAUGGAAGGUCUUCACUCUUUGUGCAAUCGCCGAUGCUAUCUCAUCUUAUUGGUUAUCUUUAACAUUUCAAGCUAAUCAUGUGGUCGAGGAAGUUGAAUGGCCUCUUCCAGACGAAAGCGGACUUAUCCAAAAAGAUUGGGCCGAGAUGCAGAUUGUGACAACCCAAGAUUACGCGCAUGACUCCUAUUUAUGCACCUCUGUCGUUGGCUCAUUAAAUUUCCAAGCAGUUCAUCAUAUUUUCCCUCAAAUUUCACAACAUCAUUACUCUAAAAUUGGGCCCAUCGUCAAAGAAACGUGUCGAGAGUUUGGAAUUCCAUACUAUUACAAGGAAACACUUUUGGAUGCCGUGGGGUCUCACAUCGAACAUCUUAGAUUACUAGGAUUAAAUCCUAAAGAAGAUAAAACUGAAUAA